Messenger RNA from Cydia fagiglandana, 2840 nucleotides. RefSeq lists its product as uncharacterized. Gene Ontology annotation, molecular function: serine-type endopeptidase inhibitor activity; protein binding. The transcript has 11 exons. Lineage: Eukaryota; Metazoa; Arthropoda; Insecta; Lepidoptera; Tortricidae. Bases 109 to 2787 code for a protein of 892 amino acids. The record is from RefSeq and is a predicted model, not a curated record.
CGCCCGCGACUCUUUUAUAGCCAUACCCGCAGCCCGGAGUCGCCAGAAGCGGACGACACUCGCGCUGAGCGGACGAACACACAAAAAGUCAUAAUUAUUAUAACAAUCAUGAAGCCACUGUGCAUCUUUUUUGUGAUCGCUAUCUCCAACGCCAUGGCGAUGCAGAUCAGGCCUAAACGGCAGUCCACCCAGUCCGAAGACACAAACGACUUGGAAGACCGCUACGGUUGGCAGGCGCAGGGCAGGCCACAGUGGAAUCAGUUUCCGGGACAGAAUCGAUUCCCUGGACAAAACCGAUUCCCGGGACAAAACCAAUUCCCUGGGCAGAACCAAUUCCCUAGUCAGAACCAAUUCCCAGGGCAGAACCAGUUUCCUGGACAGGGUCAAUUUCCGGGACAGGGGCAGUUCCCAGGACAAGGACAGUUCCCGGGACAGGGCCAAUUUCCAGCACAGGGACAGUUCCCUAACCAAAGCCAAAACCAGCAGUCGACUGCAUCUCCUAUUAAUGCAAAUAGCAAUACUGCAAGCCAGGACCAGUGCAUCAGCACGUGUCCCGUGACGGCGGAGUACAACCCGGUGUGCGGCACCAACAUGGUGCAAUACCCCAACCCGGGCCGGUUGGCCUGCGCCCAAUCGUGUGGCGUCAAUGUAUCCUUGCUGAGGUCGUCGCCGUGUCCGACGACAACUACCGCUGCACCAACAAGCCACACCCGCGACACAUCUGCUCCAGACACCCCAGAGACUCUGACUGCUCUCCAAAGUAAACAUCCGCCGGCACCCGCAGUACCAGACCUUCCCGAUCCUCCUAGUCCAGCCUUACCAUGCCUACAAUGCUCGGAAGACGCAGUCCAAAUAGCCAUCGCGUCUUUCAAAAAUGGCUCUGCAGGCGGCUUAGAUGGAAUAACCCCACAACAUUUAAAAGACCUAACUUCAGGUGUCGGCUUACCAGCAUUUCUGUCCUCAGUACAUAGUACGCUCACCCUCGUAGGCAAAAUCCUUACGCCAUCACUCCGUGGUUUCGAGGUAGCGUACUUGUCUGAGGCAGAAGACGCCUGGAAAAUAGCCUGCCCUGGAAGAGACCUACCCAUAGAUAAAUCAGUUCAGAGAAUCUGGGAUCAACCUAUCUGCACACAAGUACAUUCCCACAUCCUAAACUCUUGCUCCACCAGCCAGGAAAAAGCACGCAUCCUGGCUGUUUCGGAAAGAGAAUCCGGCUCCUGGUUACAUGCUCUCCCCUCCUCCAACUUUGGAACAUUACUCGACAAUAAUACCCUCAGGCUGGCUGUCGGUCUUCGCCUAGGAUCCAACAUUGUCUCACCCCAUCGCUGCCCCUGCGGAACUUUUGUGGACAGCCUUGGACACCACGGUUUAUCGUGUUCUAAAAGUGCCGGCCGCCUAUCACGCCAUGCCUGCCUUAACGACAUCCUCCGUCGGGCCUUCGUCAGCGCCAACGUCCCAGCCAUUCUCGAACCACCUGGCCUCGCGCGCGACGAUGGCAAGAGGCCCGACGGAAUGACCCUUGUGCCCUGGAGUGUGGGACGGGCCCUUAUUUGGGACGCAACGUGUGUGGACACCCUGGCACCGUCUCACCUCGGUUCAACAUCAUUGAGAGCGGGCGCGGCGGCCGCAGCUGCUGAGGCAGCAAAAUGCCUGGCAUUGGUCUGUUUGAGCAGAUCAACGUUCAGCCGUAGUUGGGUCAGAUUUGAUGACGAAGAUAUCGGGUCGUGGGAAGCAGACUCCGACGAUGAUCGGCCAGAUUCCAAAUUUAAAUAUUAUGGCGAACCGGCCUCUGAGGAAAGUUAUGAAGAUUAUGAUGGAUAUGCUCAUGGAUAUGGAAAUGAUGCACAUACUUUGAAUAAUCAAGCAUAUCACAAUGAACGACAUGGUCAUGCGUUUGGUUUUGAUCAUAAUCAUGGCAAUCAUUAUCAAUAUCAUGACGAACACGGCUAUAAACACGAACACAAUAGUCAAUCUGGUUAUUCGGGACAAUCCGGUCAAUAUGGAGGGUCACACGUACAUCCAGGCGGAACUCAUGCUCAAGACCAGCAUUGGGGUUUUUAUGGGCCUCAUAGUGGAUCCGGAUCUUAUGGUACACAUUGGGGCUCUCACGGACAUCCUAGUCAACCCGGAUCUGGUCAACCCAGCCAAAACAGCGGUCCUCCUCGGGGUUUACCUCAAAACAAUGUAAUCCCACCUCAACGUUCUUCGAACGAUGCCGACCGCGUGGUGUUUCCCGAUUUUAACAACCAAGUUCCUACAACUAGGGCUCCGGUUCCAACCCGACCAGUUAUGACCAGUACGACUACCGCUCGGCCUACCACGACAGACCGGACGCUGCUGGAUCUAGUCAUCUGCAUACGAGGCUGUCCGACCACGUCGGAGUACAACCCAGUCUGCGGGACCAACAACGUCACCUACAACAACCCUGGGGCCUUGCAGUGUGCUAGAAACUGUGGGAUCAAUGUGGGAGUAGCCCGCCAGGCGCCGUGUCCGCGUGCCGUCCCACAGAUCCCACAACCUACCAGCACAGCCAGGCCCAUCACCAAUCCAACCACCAGAACCACAGUUUCUGGGCAAACCACACGGGCCACCCCCGUCGCUAGACCAACCACAGUGAGACCCACAGCAGCACCUGUGAACCCUACACGGUUCACCAACAUCGAUGUCAACAGACCUAGUCCAACGAUACCCCUUGAUAUUUUACAGAGUGUAUUCGGUACUGCCUCGCAGACUACCACUAAAGACGAUGAACUUGAAUUCGAUAUUGAUAAGCGAAUGAACCCUUAGAUUAGAUAAUUAAAUUAUUUUAAAUUAAUAAAUGCAUCCUAAUCGACUUUCUU